Molecule: messenger RNA, 2450 nt
Organism: Leucoraja erinaceus (little skate)
Lineage: Eukaryota; Metazoa; Chordata; Chondrichthyes; Rajiformes; Rajidae
Product: apolipoprotein L3-like
Exons: 4
Coding region: 465-1193 (242 amino acids)
Biological process (GO): lipid transport; lipoprotein metabolic process
Cellular component (GO): extracellular region; membrane
Molecular function (GO): lipid binding
Source: RefSeq, a predicted model, not a curated record
CGAUCCUGACUACAGCUUGUAACAAUAGGAUUGUUUAUUUAAGUACUGUUGUACGGGGGACUGUUUUACUGUUGUACGGGGGACUGUUUUAGAGGUGACACUGGGCUCGUGGCCCAGUUGCAGAUAAGGAUACAGAGGCAGAGAGAUGAACUGCACAAAGACAAUAAAGUUCAAGUAAGCAAAACUGCUUUAAUCGUCCAUUAUGUAUCGUCCAGAUAGAGACAGAACAUAAUGAAACACAGCUGCUGACCGUACAGCGUUUGUACAUUCUCUCCGUGACCCACGUGCGUUUCCCCAAGAUCUUCGGUUUCCUUUCACACUCCAAAGACAUACAGAGUGGCAAACAGAAAUUGGAGGAGGUGCAGAGGUGUCGUCUGUUUACAAGACGGUUUCCAGACUGGAAUUGACGUUCAUCAAACCAAUUGCAUCAAAAUUGCAGUCCUGUGUUAUUACUUGAAAACAAAAUGGGAUUGGAUGCAGAAACAGAAAGAAUAUGGAAAGAAUUUCAAGUGGAGGGUCCCCGGUGGAUGAUGCAAUCAACAGAAUACAUUGUGGAACUGCGCUCAAUUGCUGAUGCAAUUGCCGAUUAUCAUACAGAUGCCGCUAUCGCAAAUAACGCAGGCAUUGCCACACAAGUCAUGGGGGUAAUCACAUGCAUCGUAGGAAUAGUUGCUGCUCCUUUCACAUCCGGAACCUCGCUAAUACUCACCGGGGUGGGUAUUUGGAUGGCCAGGGCCGGUCAGAUCACUAACGACUUAUCCAAUUCUGCUAAUAUUGCAAACCAAAAAAAAAAACAGGAAAAAGUGAAUGAAAUUAUAGAACAAUACCUAAAAAUGACCAAACACCUGACAGGUAUAUUAACUCAGCUCAACCAAUCCUUGAUUGAAAUUGAAAAGAAGGGGAAAUCAGCUGCAGACUUUAUUAGUACUGCCUUGGUUCUGGUGAACAGGUCUCAGGAUGCAUUGAGAACAAUCAGUACUGUGUCAGUAUUUCAUGCAGAGCUCAAGUUAGCAUGGGAGGUCUUUCUCAAAAUUAAAGACGUAAAAGAACUUGAAAGAAAGAUAACUGAAAUGUCAAAUAUGAUCCGACAGAUAGCUACAAGCAUGGAGGAGGAAAGGGGCAAUUUUGAUAAAGCACUUUCAGAUAACAAGGGAUGCGAUGAGUUGAAGGAAAUUGAUCUUGAAGGAAGUUAGUUAAUGAUCAUACAGAAAUCAAAUUAAUUAUUCGUAUUCUUUAAACCGCUGUCCCACGGUGAGAGUUUACACAAGAACUCUCCCGAGUUUAAAAAAAAUCAAACUCGUGGUAUUCUACGAACUCCUACCACCUUCCACGAGUAUGUUCAUGAACUCCUACGAGCUCCUACAAGUGUGUCGACGUAUUCAAUUGAUUUCUCAUUCUACGGUCUCCUACGUUCCUCUCCCGAGGUCCUCUUGAACCAACUACGUGUAGCCACAAGUGGAAAAUUGAUCACAUGAUAAAAAAUGAUGGAAUGCAGCUUUUUUUUUCCCUAUAAAAAGCCUCCCAAGUUUUUUUUUAAUCAUUCGGAAGCACGAGUACAAGAAGGCAACUGGUGAUCAGGAGGGCAUCUGAGAAAUGUGGUGUGAUCUGUUUUCCCCUACUUGCCCUGUCUGCUGUCUAAUUUAUGGGAAAUGAUCAGUAUAUCAAUGCAAAUCUUUGUUUAAAUCAUUCAACUGAUUAAAUGAUAGGAUUAUUCUUCCACGUACAGUGACAUAAUUUUCCAGUAAUUAAUAUUCUAUAAAUAGAUUCCUAACGCCAGCGAGCUGGAGGAGCCCUUCACAAGCAUCUGACUAACUGCACAAACCGCUAUUACACGUAGUUCUUUCAAAAACCUGGGAGAAGAUUUAACUGACUAAAUACACCAUAAGUACAUGUGAAAGAGGAGAAAUCAAUAGUUAAAAUUCAGCUCCACGCCACCCAUUCAUUGAAAAGAUAUGAUGAAAGAGAUGUAUCUUUUCUGCUUUGAGUGAACUGGCUCAUGCACAACAUUCCCUGCAAAUCUUGCAUGCAUCGAGUGACACGUUAAAUGCAAAUUUGCUGCACAUGACAAUCAUUGAACUCACCUUUUGCUCAAGUCUCUGCCAAGAAAGGGGAAACCACCUCAUGUUUUCACUCCGUUCUCUCGCUUGCCAAAAUAUCUUUCCCUUUUUCUUCAAACAAAGUAAAGUAAUCGGGGAUUUCCGGUGCUCACAAAUACUAACUAGGACAAGGCAAAACAAAUUAAGGAAGGAUUCUCCCCCUUUGCUUUUUUGUUUAAUACAUACUAGUCAGUUUCCAAGGAAGACAAAGGAGAGAAAAUGUUUUUUCAUGGGAAUGAUAGGAGAACCAGAUAAUUUUUCUUCCGAACCGUGACAGCCAGGAUAAAAUAGCCAUCUGUCUCUUUCUCUCUCUCUCUCUCUCUCUCUCUCUCUCUCUCUCUCUCUCUCUCUCUC